This is a messenger RNA of Talaromyces marneffei, 579 nucleotides long. RefSeq lists its product as uncharacterized. NCBI's taxonomy places the organism in Eukaryota, Fungi, Ascomycota, Eurotiomycetes, Eurotiales, Trichocomaceae. The transcript is spliced from 2 exons. The coding region runs from base 1 to 579 and encodes 192 amino acids. The record is from RefSeq and is a predicted model, not a curated record.
AUGCCGACACCUCCGAGAACUGCACGCAAUAAACGCAAUUCUACUUCAGCAACGGAUACACCAACACCUCCAACGACUACACCCAGCAAACACAGUUCUACUUCCGCCAUGAAUACACCGACAAUGAUUGACCACAACAGUGCCCCGAGGCGCAGUUCACGAAACCCUACCCCGAAGGCUACGCCUCUACCCGGCUUAAAUGCUGGAGAUGAAGAUGAAAUGGAUCUUGAUUCAUCAGAUGAUGCUGACUCUGUAACCUCCACCCAGAGUAUUGUCAGUUCCGGUCCUCGUGAGCCACAACAGCGAGAUUAUGAUAAAUACAUGCCCGACCGCCUUCACAGUUCACUGUAUUACGACAUUGUUAUUAAACAUGUAUCGACAAGGCUAUACAAGAGAGAUGGACCUGGCUAUGUUUACAUCCUUCGAGUGACUCCAGUGACUCCGGACAAGGAUGGCGCAGAAUCAACAAACAACAAGAAAAUCAUUCUCAAAGUUGGAAGUUGCGCAAGCAUACCGAAGCGGCUCAAAACUCUUUCUGAGAAAUGCAAACAUAAUGAAUAUGAGCUUCUCAAGGACUAG